Molecule: messenger RNA, 6579 nt
Organism: Pteropus alecto (black flying fox)
Lineage: Eukaryota; Metazoa; Chordata; Mammalia; Chiroptera; Pteropodidae
Gene: SYNPO
Product: synaptopodin
Exons: 2
Coding region: 33-2807 (924 amino acids)
Biological process (GO): modification of dendritic spine; positive regulation of actin filament bundle assembly; spine apparatus assembly
Cellular component (GO): spine apparatus; nucleus; Z disc
Molecular function (GO): actin binding
Source: RefSeq, a predicted model, not a curated record
UCUCUGCAGUGCUGCCAAGGAGAGGCAGCACCAUGCUGGGCCCCCACCUCCAACCCCCGGUCCUUGGACCCAGCGAAGGCAGACCUACCCCUUGUGCCUUCCGGAUCCCUGAUGGGAGCUACAGGUGUCUGGCCUUGGAAGCUGAGGAGAGUGGCGGCGAGGAGGGCCUGCAGGGAGAGGCAGGGCUCAUGGACUUGGAGAAGGACAGGAUGGUCAGCAGGAGUGGGGACAACUCAGCCUGCAGAGACACCCAAGGAGCACCAAAGCUGCCCAAAGCCCUGGGCAUCCAGCCACCCAGCUGCUCCAGGGAGCCACGAAGGGGGCCCCAGCAUGAUGACAGGGCCAGCCAGGACUGGGACGUGGUGAAGGCCCAGCAGGUGAUGACAGCCAGCUCUGUAUCCAGGAUUCCCCAGAAACCAGCAUUGAGCCGGAGCACUAGCUUCACCGAGAAGGAUCUGAAAGAAGCCAAGGCUCGGAGCCAGCAGAUCGCAGCCCAGCUGACCACCCCUCCCAGCUCCAACUCCCGCGGUGUCCAGCUCUUCAACAGGCGCCGGCAGAGGGUGAACGAGUUUACCUUGGAGAGCCACGGCCAGAGGGGACAGAAGCCCAGCCAGGAGUCCCCCAGAGUGCCCUCUGCCAGCCCCACAGGCCAUGACCUGGGACUCGGCCUGAGUCCUACCUCGCUCCCCGAGCCAGGCCCUCCAAGGAACCCCGACUGCCAGAGCCCUGACAUAGGGGUCCCUAGUCACAGCAUGGAGGGGUGCUCAGAGGAAGCCAGCUUGCUGCGGCACCUGGAGAAGGUGGCCAGUGAGGAGGAAGAGGUACCAUUGGUGGUUUAUUUAAAGGAGAAUGCAGCCCUGCUAACGGCCAAUGGGCUCCACCUGUCCCAGAACCGAGAAGCCCAGCAGAGCCCACCAACCCCGCCCCCAGCUGAGGUCCACAGCCCAGCUGCAGAUGUCAACCAAAACCUUCCCUCAGCCAGUGCCACCCUCAUCACACCAGCUUCUAACAGCAACCACAACCUGCCAGCCACAGAUGUCAAUCAGAACCCACCGGCAGCUGUCACCCCUCAGAGCCUGCCGCUUUCUAACGUCCAACAGAAUUCUUCAGAGGCACAACUCCCAGCAAACGGCACCGUGCCAGAUUCCAAACCCAGCACCCUGUGUGCUGCUGGGCAACCCCAGGAGCCGGCUGCGGAGGUGAGAUCCAGCACACUCCUGAUUGAUAAGGUAUCAGCUCUACCUACCACCAUCUUCUCUAGAGAAGCCGCUCCCACCUCCAACUUCGGGCCUCCGGCCCCAGAUUUCACAUCUAGCUCCCUGCUCACUGAUGUCCAGCCCAGCGCCCCAGUGGUGUCAGCAGAACAAGAAACGUCUGGCCCAGCAGCCGCCACCACACCCACCAAGCUGUACAGCGAGGUGCAUCUAACGCUGGCCAAACCCCCAUCCGUGGUCAACAGGACAGCCAGGCCCUUUGGGAUCCAGGCAUCAGAGAGCACCAACCAGAUGGAGCGGAGCCCCAUGGUAGAGAGACGACAUCUCGGGGGGAAGGCCCCAGCUCCCCAGCUCCACAGCAUGGCAGACAGGAGCCCUCGGCCACAGAGACAUGUAAUGUCCCACAGCCCCAUGGUGGAGAGGAGGCCCGUGGCACAGCGAAGCCCAGCCUUGGAGAGACGCCCCUUGGGGAACUUCACCCCACCCCCCACCUAUGCUGAGACCCUGUCCACAGCUCCCCUGGCUUCCCGGGUUAGGUCUCCCCCCUCUUACUCUGCCCUGUACCCCAGCUCUGACCUCAAGCCUUCCCAUCUGAAAGGUCAGGCAGUUCCUGCCAGCAAGACGGGCAUUCUGGAGGAGUCGAUGGCCCGGAGGGGCAACCGGAAAUCCAUGUUCACCUUUGUGGAGAAGCCCAAGGUGACCCCGAAUCCAGACCUGCUGGAUCUGGUGCAGACAGCUGAUGAGAAGCGGAGGCAGAGGGACCAGGGGGAGGCCGGCGUGGAGGAGGAGCCCUUCGCGCUGGGGGCUGAGGCCUCCAACUUCCAGCAGGAGCCGGUGGCCCGGGACAGGGCCAGCCCCGCUGCGGCCGAGGACGUCCUCCCUGAGUGGGCCUCCUGCCUCAAGUCCCCGCGCAUCCAGGCCAAGCCAAAGCCCAAACCCAACCAGAACCUGUCUGAGGCCUCUGGGAAGGGGGCCGAGCUCUAUGCCCGCCGCCAGUCCCGCAUGGAGAAGUAUGUCAUCGAGUCUUCGGGCCAUGCUGAACUGGCCCGCUGCCCUUCACCCACUAUGUCCUUGCCUUCGUCCUGGAAAUACUCCACGAAUGCCCCUGGCAGCCUCCGAGUGGCAUCUCGAAGCCCAGCUCGAACACCACCUGCCUCCCUCUACCACGGCUACCUGCCCGAGGACGGGGUCCUGCGCCCAGAGCCCACCAAGCAGCCACAGCCACCGUACCAGCUGCGGCCCUCGCUCUUUGUCCUCUCUCCCAUCAAGGAACCUACCAAGGCCUCUCCAAGAGCCGCCUCACCUGCCAAGCCAAGUUCCCUGGACCUGGUACCCAGCCUACCCAAGACAACCCUCCCUCGGUCACCCGCCCUGCCUCGGCCCACCCGCUCCUCACCAGGCCUCUACACGGCCCCUGGCCAGGACGGCCUCCAGCCCACUGCUGUGAGCCCUACCUACAGCAGGGAUAUCUCCCCUGUGUCUCCCUCCAGGGCCUGGUCUCCCCGAGCCAAGCAGGCCCCCAGGCCCUCCUUCUCCACCCGGAAUGCCGGGAUCGAGGCUCAGGUGUGGAAGCCUUCCUUCUGCUUCAAGUAACGGACCCCACCGGGAUCCCACUGCUUGUCAGGGCCCCGUCUCCGAGGGCAGGAUGGAGAGCAGAUGUGGCAGGAAGUGGCACAGGGCUGAGAGUCAGGAGUUUGGGGACUCAGGGCUUAAGGGCUGACGCUGCCACCAGCUAGCUUUGUGACACUGAGCAGAUCACCACCCCUCUCUGAGUUGCAGCUGCCCGUCCCCUACCACAAGGGUGGUUGAACUCCAUCCAUGUCUGGGGGAUCUGGUCUGCUACUCGGAGGGGAGGAGGGUCAUGAAGAGAGAACUCCCUUGGCAGGCCCUAACGAGCCUGGGGGUUCCUUUGGCCUUUGUGAACUACAGGGAAGCCAGCGUCUUGCUGGAGAAUGGCCUAGAAGGGGGCCCAAUCAGGGGCUUCUGGAGCAAACCGAGCCUGCCAGUGCCUAUGGAACCAGACAGCCAAGGGGCUGCCUCCUCAGCUGCCCAGUGGGGCCACCCUCAUUGUGGCCUCGGCUCGUGGCAUCUUUCUGCCUGUCGCUGGAUUCUCACCUCCACAGGUCUCUCUCUUCCACCUCUGCCUUCUGGACACCGUUUCCUCUCCACUACUUUAGAGAGCUUUGCCUUGGCCUCCAUAUUUUCUCCUCUCCUGGGUUCUUCUGCAGGAUGAGGACUUAGCCCACCACUGCUGUCUGACGCUUUUCUUCCUGCCCUGCUGCUCAGCUGCCUCCAUGCCCUCUCUAAACUGCCGGCUCCACUUUAGGGACAGCUAAAGCAGUUCAUCCCAGACCUCCACCCCAGCUCCAUCUGGCUUGCCCUCACUGUUCUGAGGUAGAGGGGAUCCCAGGGGACCCGUGAGAGCAGGAGAGCCCUGUAGAAGGAUGUGCAGAUGUGGGCGUGCAGUGAAGACAGAGACCCCAAGUAAUAUAUAUAUAUACCUGUUGGCUGUUUUGGCUUCAACCUCAGCCAAUCUGCCUGAAUAAAAGCAGUCAUCUCUGUGCAGUGGCAGGGGCCACAGGGAGAGAGGCAGGAGAGGAGGGUUCUGGUCCCAUCUCAGCCUUCCAUUUGCUGUGUGACUUUAGCCAAGUCACUUUCCCUUUCUGGGCCUCGGUUUUCUUAUUUAUAUAAUUGGGGGCUCUACAGGCUGUGACAAUCUGUGAGGAUUGAGAGGAUAGGCUGGUGCUUUGGGAGAAAGGCCUUGCAAGUGAUAAAGGCAGUCUCCUAAGAAGACAGGGGAAGGAAAUGGACAGUUGCCAUAGAACAGAUACGGGGCAUCCUGGGGAGGGUGUAGCUGGAGUGAGCUGCCGCAGGAUCCAGGGGGUCAGAGGCCUGGCCUGGGAUGGCGCAGGCACAGCAUUGCCUAGGGACAGUGGGAGCAUGGCAAGGGCUGGGGCAGGAGCACAGCAGCUCAGUGGAAUGAGGCCGAGGGCACCUUAAGGUUUCGAGGAAAAGGCUGGGACAUAAGAGACUGACUCCAUGUGUGUGUUUGGGUCUCAGUUUCCCCACUCGUAGUGCAGUGAGGAUGUUGAGUCAGCUAGUCUGAGAGCCUCACCACCUCUGACACCUUUAAUGUGUUGCAGCCCCCCAAAACCAGGCUUUUUGGGGGGGGGUGAGAGAAUAUAGAAGAGGCAGAAUACAGAUGGAAGUUUCCCAAGGCACCACCCACUUUCUCUUUCCCAGCCCUAUUUCUGGGCUCCCCAGCGGGAAGAGGGGUGGUGGAGGCGGUGCCCAUGCUGGGCUGAGCCUGCAGUUUUCGUGAGCUCCAGGCUCAUCUCCAUGGGAACAGGGGGUGCCUUCCCCCUUCUCAGUGAGUUCAUUCUGCCCAGAACACAGGGGCAUGUGCGGGGGAGUCGUGAGUGAGCGCUCCUUCAUGCCAGGCCCCUCCCAGGACAGAGCGAAGCUCCUCGCCUAGACCCCUGCUCCCUUGGACUCCCGAGGGCCAGCAGCGGAAGAGCCCACCCUCGUCCUGCAACUCCUGCAGCCAGGCUGGCCGAGCUCUUCCCCAAACUUUGUUUUCUCUCCUGUUCUCAAUACAUUCUGCCUCGAAUCUGUCUUGCUUCUUUAUUUCUUCCGCGCUCGCUGAAUGGUGCUCAGGGCUCUCUCCCUUCUCCCAGACUCUGGCCUGGGAGGUGGGGCGGGACUGCUCAGUUACUGUGUGUGAAUGUGUGGUGUGUCUCUGGUGCUGCCUGCAUCUGCUGCGUGACUGGAUCAGCCAUGGGUACAGAUGUGUGCUGGCUUGGGAGUGAGGACUGCCCUCUCUCUUCCCUGGAAACUAGAGUCCUGUGGAAAUCACAUAUUUUGGGUUUUCUCCUUCGGAGUUUGGCCAAAAACUCCGUAGAGCAUGAGGAAAACUCGCAACCUCUUAUGGUCCACGUUUGUCUUGAGUUCUUUAAAAGCAGAAUUUAAAUGCCUUUAGCCAGACCAUAGACUUUCCGGUUUGCUCAGGUCCCCUCUUCCUCUUCCUAUAUCCAAAUCUAGCCAUUUUCCAUGUUGUUCAUCACUACCUGCCUCCUGAAAAUACUGAGUUUCUGCCCCUGGUGGAGAGGAACAAACUGCACGGAGAGUCAGAAGAAGUGGGUUCUAGUUCCAGAUCUGCACUUGACUCCUUGUGUGACUUUAGACAACCCUUUCCCAUCUCUGGGCCACAGUUUCCCCUUCUUUGCAAUGACAGGACUGUAUAAAGCAGUCUGAGAGCUAGCUGUGUUUGGUCUCUGAUAGUUCCUGUCUGACUCUGCUCUACCCAUGCCUUCACCCACACACGUACCCUGCUUUGGGGCUAAUUCUGGGUUAAGUGGGUGCUGCUUUCUGAAUUUUCACUCCUUGGAAAUCCAAAGAGUUCUGGUGCAUAUGGUGCAUUGAGACCUUUGUCAGAAAGUGAACAGUUCUGAUUUCCCACAGCCUUUUUGUAUGGUGCACCCCACUUCUUCCCCUGCACACACAGAGUCAGUGCCCAGCUAUGGCAGUUCCCAGCCAUGGCAAUUCCAAUGAGGUCAGACUCUGGCCCAUCUCCAAAUGAUGAAGACCUAGCUGCUCACCACUGCCCCCAACAUUCCAAUCCAGGCUUGAGAAAUAAAUCCUGUUACUUCUACUUGCGGGCCCUAGUCUUCCCCUUGUGGCCACCAAAGGCAGAGACAAUCCUUAGGGAUUUCAGACAGUUAUAGCUCCCCCUGCCCAAGCCUACUCUUCUCCUGGCUGAAGAGCCCUGGUUACUCUGCCUCAAUGCAUGUGAUAGGCUUUGAUCUUGAACUUUUGGCACCACUUCCCACAGCUCAGCUGACGGGAAGGCUUCCCGGGAUGUCUCAGACAAAGCAACUCCCAGUGUCUCUGGCUCACCUAUACACACCUCUGACCCUGGGAGUAAAUGGGGAUGAAUCCCAUGCUGAGCUUUAACUUUCCUACUUGACUGGGGCCUUGGAUGUCUCCAGGAGGUCCCUAAGGGUCACUCCAGCAUUACCAUCCCAUGAAAAAUCUGUUUAGAUGGCUGUACAGCAUUCCUCUUCAGGUUAAAGGGCUCAAAUUCUGAGUCUCGACUCAUCUAGUAGCUGCUCUAUUGUGUGGAGAAAACAAUAACUCUAUGUUGCUUCCUUUUGAUGGGGAGAAAUUAGAUUCUGAUUGGAUGAGAGACUGAGUGGCUUGGCUGUGUCUGAUUACUGAUUGGAUGAGAGAAUGGACAUUAUAAAUGGUUCUAGAUUUUGGUUGGGUAGGAGGCACUGUAUGGACUGGCUAGUUCUGGACUCUGAGGAAUGACUGCUGGUGAAUUUGGAUUGGAUUAAAGCCUAAGCAGACUGGUUUAUUGCUGGAA